Molecule: messenger RNA, 8901 nt
Organism: Diceros bicornis minor
Lineage: Eukaryota; Metazoa; Chordata; Mammalia; Perissodactyla; Rhinocerotidae
Gene: ARMCX4
Product: armadillo repeat containing X-linked 4
Exons: 6
Coding region: 767-8563 (2598 amino acids)
Source: RefSeq, a predicted model, not a curated record
GCGCUGCGCUCUGGGGUUUCGCGCCUGGACGAGUGGAGGGGGAGUUCGUGUGUGCGCAGGUGGAGAGGAGGGUCCUGCUGAACUCCCCACAGGUCGGCCGGUGGUGGGUGUGGAGAGGAGGGAGAAAUCGUAGGCGACGCGGGUCCCUCACGUGACCGGGAGCUGCAGAGCGACGCAGCCUUCGGUGCAGUCGUCACUGCCAUCUGGAUACCAGCUCCCCGCUGCCCUGCGCACGGCGGGCUGGCAUCGGGCCCGGGGAAAGCGGAGCAGUAGUUCGGUGUGGCACUGUUUGUGGCGAGGCGAGGGAAGAAGGAGAGAAAACUGCACAGGAUCUCUGGAGGUCUUCCCAUGGGCCUAUAGUAGAGCUGUUUACCACUGGAAGCAAGGGAAAGGGGGAGACUGGCCUGGAACCAUGAAGGUUGGUGUGAAGAUCUGCCUGAAGGUCUGCUGCAGGGCUUGAGCUCACUGAAAACAAAGAAAUAAGGAGGAAAUUGCCCUUGAUCAGUAUAUACUGGUCCGCAGAUCUCAUGAGUUUGUAGAUCUACUUUAGGGUAUAUCACCAGUCAAGAGAAGGAAAGAGGAAGGAAGGAAAGAAGAAGGAAACUGCUUCGAUCAUUACAGGUCCACCUCCAGUGGCAGCUGUAGUGGCCUUUGAGUUGCUGAAGACCAACACCCUCACAGGCCUACACCCAGACCUACUACCCUCUUUCCCCAGCCUGAUUGAGUCCCCCUGUACCUUGUUCGUGCCUUCAGGAGGGGUGAUUACAUGGGUCGCGUUCAGGAAGUGGGCUGGGUGACUGCGGGACUGGUGAUCUGGGCUGGUACCUGCUACUACAUUUACAAAUUAACCAAGGGUAGAGCCCAGAGUGUGAGGAGACUUGCCAGAAAUGGGUCCAGAGUCAAGAUGGAGACUGUGGUUGGUGUACAGAACCAGACCUUGGCCAUGAGUGAAGCCAUGACUGGGACAGAGAUUGAGGCUAGAUCCAAGGUCAAGACUGGAGCAGAAAUUGGAGCAGGAGGUGGAGCUGGGGCUGAAGUAGAGACUAAGGCCACUGCUAAAGCCAGACCCAAAGGCAACUUCCAGGCCAAGGCAAUGGCUGGGGCGGAGGCAGAGACCCAAUCUGAGGCCAAAACAGUGGUCAUGACAGAGGCAGUGACUCUGACUGAGGCCAAGGCCAAAGCCAAGGAAGUAGCCAUGAAAGAGGCAGUGACCCAAACUGACUCUGAGGCUAGGAGAGUAGUCAAGAAAGAGGCAGUGACCCAGACCAAAGCUAAAGCUUGGACAUUGGUUGCCAGGGCAGAGACCAAGAAAGAAGCAAUGACUCAGACCAAAGCAGAAGCUCGUAUAUUGGCUGAAAAAGAGACAGACAUGAACAGAGUAAUGGUGACACAGGGUAAGGCCUUGGCAGUGACCAAGGAAGUGGCUAAAAUGAGUGCCAUAAACAAGACUGGAAUUGUGGCUGAGACCAAGGCAAGAGCCCUGGAAGAGAUAAUGAGUAUGACCAAGACUCAGACUGAGGCCAGGCCUGGUACCACAGUUGAUAAUAAGGGAAAUCCUAACACCAUGUCCAGGGCAGAAGCUGGAGUGGAUGUGAGCUCCUGUGCACUGUCUCAGGCUGUGGCCAAGAUCCAGGCUGAUGACAUGCCUAGUGCUGGGGUUGAGGCUAAGGGGAAUCGCAAAACUGUGUCUCGGGCAGGGUCUGGGGUAGACAUGAGGCCUUCUGCCCAACCUCAGAUUGUAGCCAAGGCCCAGCCUGAGGCCAUGCCUGGGGUAAGGGUUGGUGCUGGGGGUAAUACCGAUGUCAUAUGUAAGGCAGGAGUGGGGGCAGAUAUGAGAGCUUCUAUACAACCUCAGACUGUGGCCAAGAAACAGGCUGAGGCCACGUCUGGUGCCAAGGUUGAUGACCGGAGAAAUACCAAUGUCACGUCUAGGGCAAUAAUUAGAGCUGACAUGAGGGCUGCUGCUCAGCCUCAAGCUGUAGCCAAUGCUCAGGCUGAGGCUAUGCCUGAUGCUAAGGUUAAGGGUAGAGGCAACCCCAAUGCCACGUGUAAAACAGGGGCCAAGGCAAACUUGAAGGCCAGUUCCCAGGCUGAGGCCUUGCCUGAUGCCAGGGAUAAGACCAGAGGCAAUCCCAAUACCAUGUCUAAGGUGGGGGCUGGGACAGACGUUGAGUUCUAUACACAGCCUCAGCCUGUGGCCAAUGUCCAGGCUGAUGCCUUGCCUCAUGGCAAAAUUAAGGCUAUGGGCAAUGUCAACACCAUGUCUAAGGAAGGAACUGGGACAGACACGAAGACACAAUCUCAGGCUUCCACCAAGAGCCGGGUUGAGGCCUUACCUAGUACAGGAGGUAAGACUAGGGGCAAAGCCAAAGGCAAGUGUAAGGCAGGGGUUGGGACAGACAUGAAAACCUGUGCGCAGCCUCAGGUUGGGGCCAAGACCCAAGCCAAUGCCUUGCCUGAUUCCAGGGUUGAUGGCAGGAGUGAUUCUAAUGCCAUUUCUAGGGUAGAGGCUGAGGCAGAACUGAGGGUCUGUGGUCAGCCCCCAGCUAUGGCCAAUUCCCAGGGCGAGGCCUUGCCUGGUACUAAGAAUAAGGUCAGUGGCAAUCCCAGUGCUGUGUUUAAGGUGGUGGUUGGACCAGAUACAACAGGCUCUGCCCAGUUCCAGGCUGUGUCUAAUUCCCAAGGUGAAGUCUUGCUUGGCACCAGGAAUAAGGUCCGGGGCAAUUCCAAUGUUGUGUCCAAGGCAGGGGCUGGAGCAGAUACAGUGGACUCUGCCCAGCUCCAGACUGUGGUCAAUUUCCAGGGUGAAGCCUUGUCUGGCACUAAGAAUAAGGUCAGGGGCAAUCCCAAAGCUGUGUCUAAAGCAGGGACUGGGCCAGAUACAAUGGGCUCUGCCCAGACUCAAACAGAUACUAUGGGCUCUGCCCAACCCCAGGCUGUGGCCAUUUCCCAGGGUGAAGCCUUGCCUGGUGCCAGGAGUAAAGUCCAGGGCAAUUCUAAUGCUGUGUCCAAGGCAGGGGCUGGAGGAGAUACAGUGGGCUCUGCCCAGCCCCAGGCUGUGGCCAAUUUCCAGGGUGAACCCUUGUCUGGCACUAAGAGUAAGGUCAGAGGCAAUCCCAAAGCUGUGUCUAAAGCAGGGACUGGGCCAGAUACAAUGGGCUCUGCUCAGACUCAAACGGAUACAGUGGGCUGCCAGGCUGUGGCCAAUUCCCAGGGUGAAGCCUUGCCUGGUGCCAGGAAUAAGGUCCGGGGCAAUCCCAAUGUUGUGUCCAAGGCAGGGGCUGGAGCAGGUACAGUGGGCUCUGCCCAGUCCCAAGCUGUGGCCAAUUUAAAGGGUGAGGCUUUUUGUGGUACUAAGAAAAAGGUCAGGGGCAAUGCCCAGCCUCAAACAGAUACAACAGGUUCUGCUCAGCCUCAGGCUGUAGCCAGUUCCCAGGGUGAGGCCUUGUCUGAUGUCAAGAAUAAGGUCAAGGGCCAUCCCAAUGCUAUGUCUAAGACAGAGUCCAGAGCAGAUACAAUGGGCUCUGCCCAGCCCCAAACUGUGUCUAAUUCUCAAGGUGAAGCCUUGCCUGGUGCCAGGAAUAAGAUCCGGGGCAAUCCCAAUGCUGUGUCCAAGGCAGAGGCUGGAGUAGAUACAGUAGGCUCUGCCCAACCCCAGUCUGUGGCCAGUUCCCAGGGUGAAGCCUUGUCUAGUACUAAGAAUAAGGUUAGGGGCAAUCCUAAUGGUGUGUCUAAGGCAGGGACUGGGCCAGAUACAACGGACUCUCCCCAGCCUCAAACAGAUAAAACAGGUUCUGCUCAGCCUCAGGCUAUGGCCAGUUCCCAGGGUGAGGCCUUGCCUGGUCUCAAGAGUAAGGUCAGGGGCAAUCCCAAUGUUGUGUCUAAGGUAGGGGCUGGGCCAGAUACAGUGGACUCUGCCCGGCCCCAGGCUGUGUCUAAUUCCCAAAGUGAAACCUUGCCAGGUGCCAGGAAUAAGGUUCAGGGCAAUCCUAAUGCUGUAUCCAAGGCAGGGGCUGGAGCACAUACAGUGGGCUCUGCCCAGUCCCAGACUGCGGCCAAUUUAAAGGGUGAGGCUUUUUGUGGUACUAAGAAAAAGUUCAGGGGCAAUGCCCAGCCUCAAACAGAUACAAUAGGUUCUGCUCAGCCUCAGGCUGUAGCCACUUCCCAGGAUGAGACCUUGUCUAGUACCAAGAAUAAGGUCAGGGGCAAUCCUAAUGCUGUGUGUAAGGCAGAGACCAGGGCAGAUACAACAGGCUUUGCCCAGCCCCAUGCUGUGUCUAAUUCCCAAGGUGAAGCCUUGCCUGGUGCUAGGAAUAAGGUCCGGGGCAAUCCCAAUGUUGGGUCUAAGGCAGGGGCUGGGCCAGAUACAACGUGUUCUGCCCAGCCUCGAACAGAUGCAACAGGCACUUCCCAUUCCCAAGCUGUGGCCAGUUCUCACGGUGAGGCCUUGCCUAGUGCCAAGAAGAGGGUCCAGCGUAAUCCCAAUGCUGUGCCCAAGGCAGAGGCUGGAACAGGUACAAUGGGCUCUGUCCAGCUCCAAGCUAUGUCUAAUUCCCAAGGUGAAGCCAUGUCUGGUGCCAGGAAUAAGGUCAGGGGCAAUCCCAAUGCUCUGUCUAAGGCAGAGACUGGGCCAGCUACAACAGACUCAGCCCUGCCCCAGGCUGUGGCCAGUCCCCAGGGUGAGGCCUUGCUUGGUGCCAGGAGUAAGGUCAGGGGCAAUCCCAAUGCUGAGUCUAAGGUAGAGGCUGGGGCAGAUAUGAUGGGCUCUGGUCAGCCUCAGUCCAUGGCCCAUUCCCAGAGUAAGACCUUGCCUGGGGCAAAGGACAAGGCUGUACCUAAGUCUGAAGCAGAAGCCACAGGACAUGAGGUCUAUGCAAAGCCUAAGGCUCAGGCCAUGCCCACUCCUGAGAGUGAGGGUGGGACCGACACUCAGGCCUGCAGAAAGACUCAGCCUAAGGUCCGUGACUAUUACUGGAGUGGGAUUGGUAUUGAGGAUUGGAUUGCUUCUGAGCGAUGGAUCAAAUUUAGGUUUCAGGCCAGGGAUGGAUACUGGGAGAAUAGCGUGUCCUGGGCUGAUGAUGAAAAUGAAGCCAGUAUUGAGUCCUGGAGUGGGGCUAGUGAUAAGUCUGGUAUUAGGUCCUGGGCUGGGGCUUGUGAUGAGGUCAGCAUUAAGUCCUGGCCUGGGGCUAGAGCUGAGAAUGUGGUUGGUAUUGGAUUCUGGGCUGGAGCUGGGGACCAGGCCAGUGUGGGGCUCUGGGAUGGAAGGCAGGCCAGUGAAGAGUCCUGGGCUGGGGGCAAGGGCAGUGGAAGUUCCUGGGCAGAGGCUGAGGACAAGGCCUUUGGAGGGUCCUGGACUGGGGCUGAGAACCAGGCCAGUGAGAGGUCUUGGGCUGGCACUGGGAGCCAGGCUAUUGGGGAGACCUGGGCUGGAGGUCAGGCCAGGGAGGGUUCCUGGGUUGGAGGCCAGGCCAGUGGGGUAUCCUGGGCUGGGGAAGAGGCCAUUGGAGAGUCUUGGACUGCAGCUGAGAACCAGGCCAAUGGAGGAGGGUCCUGGGCUGGCCCUGAGGAACAGACCAGUGGAAGGUCCCAGGAUGGGGCUGGAAUUCAGGCUAAUGGAGGGUCCUGGGCUGAGGCUAGGGCUGGGAAUGUGGCUAGUACUGGGUACUGGGCUGGGGUUGUGGACCAGGCUAGUGGAGGGUCCUGGGUUGAGACUGGUGGUCUGUCUGAUGGUGGAUCCAAGCCUAGAUUUGAGGAUCAGGCCAGUGAAAAUGUGUCCUGGGCUGGGGCUGGUGGCCAGGCCAGUGGAGGGUCUAGGCUGGGGCCUGAGGACCAGUCCAGUGGUGUGUCCUGGGCAAGAGCUGGGGAACGGGCCAUCGGAGGGUCUAGGCCAGGUUUUGUGGACCAGUCCAGUGUUGGAUCCUGGGCUGGUGCUGGAAACCAGGCCAGUGAAGGAUUCUUGGUUGGGGCUAUGGACCAGGCCAGUGGGGGCUCCUGGACUGGGACUGGUGAUCAGUCUGGUGGUGGGUCCAAGCCUAGAUUUGAGGGUCAGGUCAGUGAAGAAGGGUCUUUGGUUGGCGCUGGUGGCCAGGCUGGUGGAGGGUCCAGGUUGGGGCCUGAGGACCAGUCCAGAGGAAGGUCCUGGGCUGACUCUGGGGACAAAGCCAGUGGAGGGUUCUUGGUUGAGGCUGUGGACCAGGCCAAUGGAGGGUCCUGGGCUGGACCUGGGGAUCAGGCUGGUGGUGGGGCAAAGCCUAGAUUUGAGGAUCAGGCCAGUGGAAGAAGGUCUUGGGCUGACAGUGGGGGCCAGGCUGGUGGAGGGUCUAGGCUGGGGCCCAGGGACCAGUCCAUGGGCGAUUCAUGGGCUGGUACUGAAAAUCAGGCCAGUGGAGGAUCCAGGCCAAGGCCCGAGGAUCAGUCCAAUGGAUGGUUCUGUGUUUGCCGUGGGAGUCAGUCCAAUGCAAGAGGGUCCUGGGGUGGGGCUGGUGGCCAGGCAGUUGGAGGGUCUAGGCUGGGGCCCAUGAACCAGUCCAGUGGUGGGUCCUGGACUGACACUGGAAGUCAGGUGAGUGGAGGCUCUUGGGCUGGGGCUAGGCAUCAGGCUGGUAGCUGUCUCAAACCUGGAUUUGAAGAUCAGGCCAGUGGAGGAAGGUUCUGGUCUGGUGCUGAAGACCAGGUCAUUGGAGGGUCUAGUCCCGGGCCCACAGACCAGUCCAAUGGUGGGUCCUGGGCUGGCUCUGGGAGUCAGGCCAGUGGAAGGUCCUGGGUUGGGGCUGGAGGUCAGGCUCGUAGUUGUUCCAAACCUGGAUUUGAGGAUCAGGCUAGGGGAGGAGGCUCCCAGGCUGGUGCUAGGGAUCAGACUGGUGGAAAAUCCUGGGCUGGGUCUAGGCCUGGAAAUGAGGCCAGUAGAGGGUCUAGGCUGAGGCCUGAGGACCAGGCCAGUGGAAGGUCCCAGGUCAGUGCCAGGACAGAGGCCUAUGAAGAAUCCUGGUUUGGGGCUGAAGGUGAGGCUACUACAGGGUCCUGGUUCUGGAGAGGGGAAGAAGUUGGUUUUGUAUCCAGGCCUGGAGGUAAAAACGAGGCCAGUAGUGAGUCUACAUCAGGGGCUGGGGAGGAGUCCAUCAUUAGUUCCAGAUUUGGGGCUGAGGACAAGACCAAUAUUGAGUCUUGGAUCAGAUCUGAAGAGAUGGCCUGUAUGGAUUCCCGUGCGGGGGCUGAGGCUGGGGCUGGGGCAGGGGCUGAGGCCGGGAAGGAGUCUUGGCUCUGGGAUGGAAAUGCAACCACUACAGGAUCUAGGCUUGGGGCUGGGGAAAAGCCUGGCAUGCGGUCCUGGACUUUGGCUGAGGAUGUAGAUGAGGAUGAGCUAAGUAGAGCAUCCAGCCCUGAUAUUGAGGAGAUCAGUUUAAGGUCUUUGUUUUGGGCUGAGAGUGAGAACAGUAAUGAGUCCAGAUCCAAGAGUGAGAAAGAUGUCAAUUCUGAGUGUAAGGCCAGCACCAAGGAUAAACUUGAGGCUGCUGGUGGAGUCGAUGUAAGGUCUUGGUUCUGGGCUGGUAAUGAAAACAGAAGUGAGGACAAAUCUACACCUAAGACUAAAGCCAAAAAGUCAGCUGAGUCAAGAGGCACAUAUCCGUCCAUGGUCCCUGGGGCAGGAAUGGGGUCAUGGGCAGGAGCCAUGAUCUGGACAGAAAUGAAAUUCCCAUACCAAAAUGACUCCUGCUUCCCACCUGAAGAGGAACUCAGAAAGCAGAUCAGGUCUGGGGAGAAAACUCAGCCCUGGGCCUGCCGCUGUAAACGUGAAGCUAAUAUGGAUCCACGAGAACUUGAAAAACUCAUUUGCAUGAUUGAGAUGACUGAAGAUCCUUCUAUUCAUGAAAUAGCCAAUAAUGCUCUAUAUAACAGUCCUGAUUAUCCAUUUUCCCAUGAAGUCAUUCGUAAUGCAGGUAAAAUCUCAAUUAUUGAAAGCUUGCUCAAUAAUCCCUACCCCAGUGUUAGGCAGAAGGCUUUAAAUGCACUGAAUAACAUCUCAGUGGCUGCUGAAAAUCAUAGGAAGGUUAAAACGUACUUAAAUCAAGUAUGUGAAGACACCAUCACUUAUCCCUUGAAUUCAAAUGUGCAGCUGGCUGGACUAAGAUUGAUAAAGCACCUGACUAUUAUUAGUGAGUAUCAGCAUAUGGUGACAAAUUAUAUUUCAGAAUUUCUUCGUUUGUUAACUGUGGGAGGUGGAGAAACUAAAGACCAUAUUUUGGGAAUGCUUUUGAAUUUCUCUAAAAAUCCAUCUAUGACAAAAGACUUACUCAUUGCUAAUGCACCAACAUCACUGAUUAAUAUCUUUAGCAAGAAAGAGACAAAAGAGAAUAUUCUUAAUGCUCUUUCACUAUUUGAAAAUAUAAAUUAUCAUUUCAAAAGAAGAGCAAAAGUAUUUACCCAGGACAAGUUCAGCAAAAAUUCCCUUUAUUUCGUAUUCCAACGACCUAAAGCAUGUGCCAAGAAACUUCGAGUCUUAGCAGCAGAAUACAAUGACCCUGAGGUGAAAGAAAGAGUUGAACUGUUAUUAAGUAAACUCUGAUUAGUUUUAUGUUUCCAAACAAAGCUGAGUAAUAUUUUGGUUUUGCAGACUGGAAAUAAUGCACAUUGUAAAUUGCAUUAUAACUUCAAAACUGAUGUUACUUAUGAUGGUCUAUAGUUGGACCACUUUAUGAACACCAAAUGAAUUCAAACUUGUACUGAAAAUACAUGUGUUGAUUUUACCUUGUCUGGAUUGAGAUAUUUUUAGUAUGCUUCAUGAGCAGAAACUGAACUGAUUCUUCAUAAGUAAGGUAAUCUUUGGUCCUUUGUGUGGACUUAUGUUUAUAUAUUUGAGACUUUAUUUUUAUGUCAUCAAUAAAGUUGUGUGUUUUAAGCAGA